Messenger RNA from Rotaria sp. Silwood2, 864 nucleotides. Lineage: Eukaryota; Metazoa; Rotifera; Eurotatoria; Philodinida; Philodinidae. The record is from the annotation of a GenBank genome assembly.
AUGGCCACAUCAUCUACUUUUAUUCUUGAUUCAACAUCAAAUGUUACUGUUAAUAAAAAUAAAAAUAGUGCAACUCAUCAUUUAAAUCGUAGCAUUGAACGUUCACUUGAUGAAGCAAGUCAUACAGGUGAACUUAAUUUAAAUGGUCGUACACUUCGAGAAUUUCCUAAUUAUAAAUGUGAUCUAUCUGAUACAGUCAUUGCUGAUCUUUCUCGUAAUCGUUUUAUUGAAUUUCCACGUAUAUUAUGUUCAUUUUUUUUUCUUGAACGUUUAAAUCUUUAUCAUAAUGUAAUUAAAUCAAUACCUGAACAAAUUGUUCAAAAUCAUAUGUUACAAACUCUUGAUUUAAGUCGAAAUCAACUUGCUUUUAUUCCACCAGCAUUAUGUAGAUUACCUAAUUUAGAAGUUUUAAUUAUUAAUAGUAAUAAACUUGUUACAUUACCCGAAGAAAUGUGUGAAUUAGAACGAAUAAUUGANCUCUUUAAAAAAGCAAAUAUUUGGUAUCAGCAUAAAAAACUGAGUCUAUUUAUGUGUGGCGAUUUAAAUGUUUCACAUCAAAGUAUUGAUUUAGCAAAUCCGAAAUCCAAUACAAAAACAGCUGGUUUUACACAAGAAGAACGUGAUGAUUUUGCAAAAAUUCUUGCUGAAGGUUUUAUUGAUUCAUUUCGUUAUCUUUAUCCUGACGAACAUAAUGCUUACACUUAUUGGUCGUAUUUUCGUAAUGCUCGUAGUCGUAAUAUUGGUUGGCGUUUAGAUUAUUUUAUUAUCUCAUCUCGUUUACAAGAGAAUUUAUGUGAUGUUAUCCAUCAAACAGGUGUUUAUGGAUCAGAUCAUUGUCCAAUUGUUUUAUUAGUAUCUGUAUAA